Molecule: messenger RNA, 190 nt
Organism: Dentiscutata heterogama
Lineage: Eukaryota; Fungi; Glomeromycota; Glomeromycetes; Diversisporales; Gigasporaceae
Source: the annotation of a GenBank genome assembly
AGAAGAAAUAAAUUAUUUAGAGCAUUUCAGGAUAAUGCAUAUUAUGUUGGAAUGUUCUCAAAUCAAUCUUCUUUAGUAGAAAGAGACGUUUACACUUGCGAACCUGGAUAUUCUCAAUAUCCAGGGACUACUUUAUGUUGUUUUACACAAUGUAGUAAAAUUUGCGAUAACAUUGGUUGUUGUUCAUCAG